This is a messenger RNA of Onychomys torridus (southern grasshopper mouse), 6571 nucleotides long. It is a transcript of the gene Plch1, whose product is annotated as phospholipase C eta 1. Lineage: Eukaryota; Metazoa; Chordata; Mammalia; Rodentia; Cricetidae. The transcript is spliced from 24 exons. Gene Ontology annotation, molecular function: phosphatidylinositol-4,5-bisphosphate phospholipase C activity; calcium ion binding. Gene Ontology annotation, biological process: lipid metabolic process; phosphatidylinositol-mediated signaling. Bases 241 to 5340 code for a protein of 1699 amino acids. The record is from RefSeq and is a predicted model, not a curated record.
ACUGGGAGCUCCUCGGUGGGUCCUGCUGGCUGGUGUAGAGUGGUGCCCACCUGGGGGGCCUGUUUUGUCUUUUGGCAGGAGGUUGGGACUGGAGUCACGUCCGACCACUAGCAGAUAGGUCUCUCCAGCAUUUGGGAGGUUGCGCUGGUGACCAAAACUCCGAGGGACCUUCAUCCGCGGGAUGCUCUGAGCUUGAGGAGGGCAAUUUGGUUUUGAUGCUGUGCCAGAAAUCUUCCCACAAUGAGCUACUGGAACGCCGAGCAAAGGGGCUGUGUGCAGUACCGCAGGCAUUUUCUGGUGGACAACAGUGUGUUUCAUGUUGAAAGAUGCAUGAGUGUAAUGCAGUCCGGGACACAGAUGGUCAAACUGAAGCGUGGCACCAAAGGGCUCGUUCGCCUCUUUUACCUGGAUGAGCACCGGACCCGCCUCCGAUGGCGACCCUCUCGGAAGAGUGAAAAGGCAAAAAUACUUAUUGACUCCAUCUACAAAGUCACUGAAGGCAGGCAGUCUGAAAUCUUCCACAGGCAGGCUGAGGGGAACUUUGAUCCCAGUUGCUGCUUCACCAUCUACCAUGGCAACCACAUGGAGUCCCUGGACCUCAUUACUUCCAACCCAGAGGAGGCACGCACCUGGAUCACAGGCCUCAAAUAUCUCAUGGCUGGCAUCAGUGAUGAAGACUCCCUUGCCAAGAGGCAGAGGACCCAUGACCAAUGGGUGAAGCAGACCUUUGAGGAGGCUGAUAAGAAUGGCGACGGCUUAUUGAAUAUUGAAGAGAUUCAUCAGUUGAUGCAUAAACUAAAUGUCAAUCUGCCCCGAAGAAAAGUCAGGCAAAUGUUUCAGGAAGCUGACACAGAUGAGAACCAGGGAACCUUGACAUUUGAAGAAUUCUGUGUUUUUUACAAAAUGAUGUCUUUGAGGCGAGACCUUUAUUUACUGCUCUUGAGCUACAGUGACAAGAAAGACCACCUGACUGUGGAGGAGCUGGCUCAGUUUUUGAAGGUGGAGCAAAAGAUGAGUAAUGUGACCGUGGACUAUUGUCUUGACAUCAUAAAGAAGUUUGAAGUUUCUGAAGAAAAUAAAGUGAAAAAUGUCCUUGGGAUUGAAGGCUUCACGAACUUCAUGCGUAGUCCUGCUUGUGAUGUAUUUAACCCUUUGCACCAUGAAGUGUACCAAGACAUGGAUCAGCCCCUCUGCAACUACUACAUUGCUUCAUCUCACAACACAUACCUGACGGGGGACCAGCUCCUUUCUCAAUCUAAAGUGGAUAUGUAUGCACGGGUGCUACAAGAGGGCUGUCGAUGUGUGGAAGUUGACUGUUGGGAUGGCCCAGAUGGAGAGCCAGUGGUCCACCAUGGUUACACUCUCACUUCAAAAAUUCUCUUCAGAGAUGUUGUGGAGACCAUUAACAAGCAUGCCUUUGUGAAGAAUGAGUUUCCAGUUAUACUGUCUAUUGAGAACCACUGCAGCAUUCAGCAGCAGAGGAAGAUUGCUCAGUACCUGAAAGGAAUAUUCCAGGACAAGCUGGACCUGUCAUCUGUGGACACAGGAGAGUACAGGCAGCUUCCAAGCCCUCAGAGUCUGAAAGGCAAAAUCCUAGUGAAGGGCAAGAAGUUGCCUUAUCACCUUGGGGAUGAUGCAGAGGAAGGAGAAGUCUCCGAUGAGGACAGCGCAGAUGAAAUUGAAGAUGACUGCAAGUUCAAGCUCCACUACAGUAACGGGACCACUGAGCACCAAGUAGAAUCUUUCAUACGGAAAAAACUGGAAUCAUUGUUGAGGGAGUCUCAAAUUCGAGACAAAGAAGAUCCUGAUAGUUUCACAGUGAGGGCUCUGCUCAAGGCCACGCAUGAAGGCUUAAACACACACCUGAAACAGAACCUGGAUGUGAAAGAAAGUGGAAAGAAGUCCCAUGGACGAUCCCUGAUGACCAACUUUGGGAAACACAAGAAAACUACAAAAUCACGUUCUAAGUCCUAUAGUACUGAUGAUGAGGAAGAUAUAUUUCAGAAUCCUGGCAAGGAGGGAGGCCAGCUGUACAGGCUGGGCCGCCGAAGGAGAACCAUGAAACUGUGCAGAGAGCUCUCGGACCUGGUGGUGUACACAAACUCCGUGGCAGCCCAGGAUAUUGUGGAUGAUGGGACCACAGGGAAUGUGCUGUCCUUCAGUGAAACAAGAGCGCAUCAAGUGGUUCAGCAGAAGUCAGAGCAAUUCAUGAUCUACAACCAAAAACAGCUCACAAGGAUUUACCCCUCCGCCUACCGCAUUGACUCCAGCAACUUCAACCCUCUGCCCUAUUGGAAUGCAGGCUGCCAGCUAGUGGCUCUGAACUACCAGUCUGAAGGACGAAUGAUGCAGUUAAAUCGGGCAAAAUUCAAGGCAAAUGGCAACUGCGGCUACAUUCUCAAGCCCCAGCAGAUGUGCAAAGGUACUUUCAACCCUUUUUCUGGUGAUCCACUUCCUGCCAACCCCAAAAAACAGCUCAUCUUGAAAGUCAUCAGUGGACAGCAACUUCCAAAACCCCCUGACUCUAUGUUCGGAGACCGAGGCGAGAUCAUUGACCCCUUUGUUGAAGUUGAAAUUAUUGGACUGCCAGUAGACUGUUGCAAGGAUCAGACUCGUGUGGUGGAUGACAAUGGGUUUAACCCUGUAUGGGAAGAAACUCUAACAUUUACAGUCCACAUGCCAGAAAUAGCUUUAGUUCGGUUCCUUGUGUGGGAUCAUGAUCCAAUUGGAAGAGACUUUGUGGGACAAAGGACCGUGACCUUCAGCAGCCUAGUACCUGGCUACCGGCAUGUCUACUUGGAAGGACUCACAGAAGCAUCCAUCUUUGUUCACAUUACAAUCAAUGAGAUCUUUGGAAAGUGGAGCCCUCUAAUCCUCAACCCCAGUUAUACCAUAUUACACUUUCUAGGAGCUACAAAGAAUAGACAGCUCCAAGGUCUGAAGGGACUCUUCAAUAAGAAUCCCAGGCACAGUUCUUCAGAAAACAACUCCCAUUAUAUUCGGAAGCGAUCAAUUGGAGAUAGAAUUCUGCGGCGUACAGCCAGUGCUCCAGCCAAAGGCAGGAAAAAAAGCAAAAUGGGUUUCCAAGAAAUGGUUGAGAUAAAAGAUUCUGUCUCUGAGGCCGCAAGAGAGCAGGAUGGUGUCCUUCGGAGGACCACGCGGAGUCUGCAAGUACGCCCUGUCUCUAUGCCUGUUGACAAGAGUCUUCUGGGGGCUUUGUCGCUGCCCAUAUCCGAAGCAGCAAAAGACACAGAUGGAAAAGGAAAUUCUCUGGCAGAGGACAAGCAUGGCGGAAGAAAGGGCGAGACAACUAUAAAAGACCCACAGUUUUCCAAUUUCAACAGAAAGUUCUCCUUCUCCUCCAAUGCCCUCCUCCACAAAGAUGCCAACCAAGGAGUUAGCACUCUUUCAACUGCCAGUGUAUCCAUCACAGAACAAUGCGGAGGACCAGGUCCAAAGGGCGGGAGAAACAAACCAAAUGUGACAAAUGACUGUCAGGAAACCCACUGUCCCAAAACAUUCCUCUCCCCAAGGCAGCACUUGGCACCUGAUCCUGGAACAAAGGGACCACAAGAUCUCUCUGGGAUGAAAACCAACCAAAAGGGGCCCACAGAGGGCUUGGGGGAAGAAGGCAAAAGCGUGUUGUCCGAAAGUGUUCUCUCUCGAAGUGCUCUGGAGAUGGAGAACCUGGAAGGCAGUAGGGUCAAGGGCCGAGCUGCAACAUCCUUUUCUCUGUCCGAUGUCUCUGCGCUCUCUUCUGACAUCCCUGAGUUGCAUUCAACUGCUAUUCUUCAGGACACUGACAUUUCCAAUCUCAUUGAUGAUGUUACUUUAACAAAUGAGAAUGAGCCGGGCAGUUCCAUCUCAGCAUUGAUUGGUCAGUUUGAAGAGAGCCACCACCGGGCUAACCUUGCUGUAUUUUCUCAUCUCCUUUGCACCGAUGUAUCAUCAGGAAGUGCUCCUUUGCCUAACACAGUCGGCCUACAAACACCCUUCAAGCAUGGUUUUUCCCAGGGGAAACCCAAGGCCUCCUUCUUAUGCUCCUCUCCUGAGCUGAUCAAGAUGUCUAGUGCAGAGACCACCAAACCUACAAAUGACACAGUUGUUUGUAAAAUGACUGGCUCUCCCUUCUAUAAACCAAAACCAGGUAAUGACCCUUCUGAUAAAACCAAGACAGGAGUCAGAGAAGGCAACUUGCCUGGGUCCCCUGAUGCUUCUCCUGGCCAGUUUCCCAAAAGCCCCACUCAUGGAAAGGACCAGAGACAAGUGAUGAAUAGCCCUCCUCUUUCCACUGAGUUGGCCCUGGAAGAUGUAAUAGACCCUGCUAUCUGUGUAAAUUCUGUAGAGAGCAGCCUUGUGGAAAUCGAUGCAGAAUCUGAAAACCUGUCUCUAACAACCUGUGACUACAGGAGAGAGGGUCUGAAUCAACUUGUUUCUCCACUAGAACUGAAGCACAGCCAGGAGAUGGAGGAGCAGGUCCAGAGAGGCUUCAGGAAUGGGUACUGUAAAGAGACCCUCCUGCCUUCUGCCCCUGAAAUAUUCAACAAUAUUCAAGGUGUCAAAAAUCAAAGUAUCUCUCACUUAACCUAUCAGGGUGCUGGCUUUGUGUAUAAUAAUUUCUCAAGUUCAAAUGCAAAAAUGAACCAGCCUAGGGCUCCAGAUAUGCAUGCCCCCACACCCACGCAGUCAACACAUGCUCCUUUGGUUACUUUGAAACUGCCAAGUCCUUGUAAAUCCAAAAGUCUGGGGGACUUAACAUCAGAGGACAUUGCGUGCAACUUUGAAAGCAAAUACCAAUGUAUUAGUAGAAGUUUUGUGACAAAUGGCAUUCGAGACAAGAGUGUGACUAUGAAGACAAAGUCUUUAGAGCCUUUAGAUGCCCUAACUGAACAGCUCCGAAAGCUAGUGUCCUUUGACCAAGAAGACAGCUGUCAAGUGCUCCAUUCAAAGCAGGAUGCCAAUCAGUGUCCCAGGGCAUUAGUCAGAAAGUUGUCCUCAAGAAGUCAGAGCAGAGUCCGCAACAUUGCCACUCGCGCCAAGGAGAAGCAGGAAGCUGGCAAGCAAAAAGCUAUGACCCACAGCACUAGAGGAGGAGUGGUCCUCAGAAGUAAGCCUUCAGCUCCUGCUCUGGCCGUGAACCGACACUCCACAGGCUCGUACAUAGCAAGCUACCUGAGGAACAUGAAAGCUGGUGGCCUGGAGGGCCGAGGCAUCCCAGAAGGAGCAUGCACAGCCCUUCGGUAUGGUUAUGUGGACCAGUUUUGCUCAGAUAAUUCAGUUCUGCAGAUGGAGCCAAGCAGUGAUGAUAAACCGGAAAUUUAUUUUCUUUUGAGGCUGUGAAUUAUAGAAAGCUGCAUUUUCAUUGUUUACAUGAUAUUCUAUAGGAUGUUAGAAUUUUCCCAUUGUCAGUGAACAUGAUCCUUGGCUUUGAAAUGAUUUUCAAGUGUGUUUUUGAACUUGUAUUUUGGUCUCUCUCUGACUUCCUGUGUUCUCUCUCUUCGAGCAUUUGUAGAUAGACUCUGUGACAUUUCCCAGGAACCCAUGAUCUCUUUCCCCACAAGGUGUUGUAAAUUGUGUCAGUGUGAAAUGUGUGCAUGCCCUCGAUGUGAAACUUCUCAGCAGUUUGGGUCACAGCGUGUGCAUGUUGCACAAAAAUGUUCUUUCCUGUGUCCUUGGGUCACAGUCACAAGGCUGUCCUUUUUACUCACUGAGCGUUGAGCUCAUUAAGACUAGAGUCUCCAAAGAUAAAUGGAUUCUGUAUCUGAAGCUACAUUCUCCUUCUAAAUUGAAAGGCACAGAUUCAACUUUAUAAUUCGUUUAAAAGAGUUGUUUAAAAUAGUUACCUUGCCCUUUAUGAUUUCCUCACCCCACCCAAAGUGGGAAUUCCAUGAAGAUGGAUACCAUCUCUCCAGUCCCCAAAUCCCUUUUAGAAUAGGCUUUAAGGAAGAAAGUGAACUCUGUAUAUAAGGACAAAAUGGUUUGUUUUACAUAAAUUUUGUUACAUAUUUUUGCUAAUGGCUUUGUAUGUAACAAGAAUCCAGUUGCCAAACUGUCUGUCAUACUUUUGAAGUAUGUCUUGAAGUGUCUCUGAUGUGAAAGAUUGAAAAUAAUAGCUUUCAGAAUGAGAAACUUCAGCUGGCCAUGGUGGUUCACGCUUUUAAUCCCAACAGAGGCAGAUGGAUCUCUGAAUUUGAGGCCAAGCCUGAUCUAUAUAGUAAAGUCCCGGGCAACCAGACCUACAGUGCAAGAUCCUGUCUUCAAAAAGAAAAAAAAAAUGAAAGAAAAGAGAGAUUUACAUUAGACUUAAAACUCAGAGUAGCGCAAACAGAAAACUUCCCCAAAGAUUUCAAGAAAAAAAAAUGUAUUUUCUCAUAAUCCAAGUGACUAGGUAAUUAAAAGAAACCUUUUCCCGUUAGGGACCAAGUAACUCUAUUUUAGUACUGACAUAUAUUAUUUUCAUUGUGAAUCCAUUUUUUAUUGCAUGUUCAGGUGUCAUUUGCUUUUUGUACCAUGAAUUACACUGAUGCUCUUCCUGGACUUCAUAAAAAUAUAAUUAAAACAGAUUUUUGAA